Messenger RNA from Schistocerca cancellata (South American locust), 2791 nucleotides. RefSeq names its product myoneurin-like. Lineage: Eukaryota; Metazoa; Arthropoda; Insecta; Orthoptera; Acrididae. Gene Ontology annotation, cellular component: nucleus. Bases 529 to 2097 code for a protein of 522 amino acids. Gene Ontology annotation, molecular function: protein binding. Gene Ontology annotation, biological process: regulation of transcription by RNA polymerase II. The record is from RefSeq and is a predicted model, not a curated record. The transcript is spliced from 5 exons.
CUCGUUACAAAAAAAUUGUUACUGAUCAAUAAUUUCGUCGUAAACAGUUAAGAAACACAAGUCGUGUAUGUGUUGUUAUAGAUGUUUGAAGAAUUGUGUGUGACGAAAAUAAAACAUACGUCAAAUGAAACGUUAAUUUUCGUUUAGUACUUGAAGUAGUAAAUAUUAAACAACUCGCAUCCAUAAGAUGUAUUAUUAGACCAACAUGUGGAAUAUGUUGGCCAACACUCGAAAUUAAAGUAUCGGAGACAGUGUGCAGCACGAUGUAGUUCUUUUCUAGCAGAAAGUCACAUGGGCUGAGCUAAGUGGUGGGUAAUGGAAAAUAGAUGCAGUGCUUCAAGAGCCAUGUUAGAAUGCUAUGAAAUCAGAGUGAGACCUUCAUGACAUAUUUAAAUGAAGCCAAAGACCUGUUGAUAUACAACACUGGAAGUGUGAACAGAGCAGGAGGAGGAGCAUUCAGUGAAUUCAAGAGUAAAAAUCUUAUCUACUGCUCUGAUAAACAUUCCAAGGUUUUGUUUCAUCUAAAGCAUGGGCAGCAGUCACUUGCAUGUAGUUUGGGACAAUCAUAUCUCCAAUUUGCAAACAGUUCUCUACGAAUUCUACAAUCGUCAUAGCUUAGCUGACGUCACAAUAUCAUGCAAGGAUGGUACUUUAAAAGCACACAAAAUAAUUUUAUCUGCCUGCAGCCCGUACUUUGAGACUGUUUUUCAGGAAAAUCCGUGUGAACAUCCUGUUGUUAUACUAAAAGAAAUAUCAUGUUAUGAGAUGCAAAUAUUACUUCAGCUUAUGUACCGUGGGUCCACUGAUGUUCCAGAAGAAGAUAUUUCUGAUAUCAUACAAACAGCAAAUGAACUUAAGGUAAAGGGAUUUGUUCAAGCUGCAGUGAAGAAUGUUACAGAAGACACAGACAGACUAGAAAACGAUUCUGGAAUGGAUCAGCAUAAUUCAUCUACCAUGUUGCCCACUAAUGAUGAUCAUGAAUAUCAGGAUGAAUCUGACUUACAUGUUCUGAAAGACACAAGACAGAAUGGAGAAAAUUAUGGUUUAGAGGAUGAUGUGGAAAGCAGCAAUGGGCUUGUGGACACAAACGACCAGGUUGACAACUCUACAAGUGAGGUGGAUCAGGAAAUAAUGGUAUCUUCACCAUAUUCAGUGGCAGAACUGAAAUGUAAAUCCAUGAAGCGCCAUCGGAGGAAAAAUGGUUUGAAAACUCGCAGAAAGGCUGUAGAGUUUCAGGAUUCUCUGUCAUGGAGUUCAGAAGAUGAAAAGAUGCUUUGUGAUAGACAAAGAUCGAGACUGCCAAGCAAAAAUGAUGACUCGACAUUAAAUGCUUUAAAUGAUGUUGAUAAUCCAUUGCAACCACAGUCAAAUUUUACUGAUAAAUCAGCUAUGAAAGAAUUGCACUGUAAAUCUGUUGAUGACAAAUUUAUUCAUACAAUCCCUGAGAUCCAAAUAAAAGAAGAACAGCUAGGCGCAGUGGAUUAUAGUGUGAUGUCAACACACAGUGAUACAAGGAAUUAUAAGGAUACCUAUAAGGUGAAACAGAGUGUUUGUGACAAUCCUGUCAGUACCUAUCUCUCAUGCAGUGAUAUUUCUGAUGUUACAACAUUAAUAAAGAGAAGUGAGAUUGCAGCAAAGCCACAUGAAUGUGAAUACUGUGGUUUAUCAUUCAGUCGUGCAUCUCACCUUGCCAGACAUCGCCGUGUCCAUACUGGAGAAAGACCAUUUAUUUGUGUUUUGUGCCAACGAAAGUUUACUCGUCAAGAUAAACUUAGGCUGCAUGUGAUGAAAUACCAUGCUUUGGAUAUAAAAGAUAGGAAAUAUCAGAGUUACAUAUUAACACAAAAGGUUUCCAGUGGUGCAAAUAAUGCAGUAACAGAAGAUGAACUGCGAGAAAUAGGAAGGGGAGAGUCAUCACUUCCAUUUGGAGAUACCAGCUAUUUAUCAUCACUUUCAUUUGGACAGCAGAAACAUACUGACUCAACAGUCAGUGCAGCAGAAACUUUAGACUCAAAUACAGAUGAACUGUUAUAUUCUGUAAGACAACUUGGGGAGUGUACUAUCCAGGCAGUGACUAAACAGGAAGUUAAUUCUUAAUGCAUACUGUACUCUGAAAUUUUCAUAUAUUAAAUGUGAAUGUGACAGUGAAUACCAAAGAUGAUAGUAAUAGUGAAAGAUGCAAUUUUCUUUUCUUUUGGUCAUGGUUUACUUAUUUCUUUAAUUUUAUUUGGCCUUUGGCAGUGUAUCACUAUUUAGGAAUGUGGUGAUGGUUUGUCUUUAUUUCCUUUACACUGCUUUAUUGUUACUUUGUGUGUGUGUGUGUGUGUGUGUGUGUGUGUAUGUGUGUGUGUGUGUGUGUGUGUGUGUGUGUGUGUGUGCUCUCUUCCCUUCUGCAUGUCUCUGCUCUGUAAUGCUUUUUCUAUGAAGUAUUGUGACAAGAGAAGGUAUCAAAAACUAAAGGAAGUUAAUGAAGGUUUUGCAGAAGAUGUGUAAUCAAUACAUACAGGAAUGUAAACAGUUUGGCAAUGAAUGAAAUAUAGUGGUGGCUUUAAAAAUGAAAAGUGAUUUAGAUAAGGAAAACAUGGACACUCAGAGGUGCCAUCAGCCUAGUUGCAUUGAUGGACUUUUAGAGAGGAAGUCUGCAGACCAUUAGAAAGUUAACAAUUUAAGUAGUAGCCUAAGUGCUGUGACUGGUGAAACAGAUGCCAUUAUUAGUAGUUUAUUUUUAUUGUGUGUUUUAUAAAUGUUGUGUUAUGAUAUGUUUUCACAUAUUAAGCAGUGUUCCCAUACA